This is a messenger RNA of Lolium perenne, 1310 nucleotides long. Its product is annotated as rRNA biogenesis protein RRP5. Gene Ontology annotation, cellular component: nucleolus; small-subunit processome; nucleus. Gene Ontology annotation, molecular function: RNA binding; protein binding. NCBI's taxonomy places the organism in Eukaryota, Viridiplantae, Streptophyta, Magnoliopsida, Poales, Poaceae. Gene Ontology annotation, biological process: rRNA processing. The record is from RefSeq and is a predicted model, not a curated record.
AUGCGUCGCCCCCUAGCCUCUCGCCACGCCCCUGGCAGGCCUGGAAAUUUCAACAGGAGCUUAGUUCAUCCUGGGCCAGAACGCAGGGCAUCUGUUCCGGCACUUCAGGUCUCCUUGGACGAACACAAAGGUUCUGACCAAGAAGAGGGUGAUCAGAAAGGUCGUGAAACUGCUAAUGGAACUGUCAGAAAGAGAGAUCGACGGUUAACUGGGAAAAAGAGAAAACAGAGUGAAACAGAAAUCAGUGCCUUGGAGGAAAGGGCGUUGCAGAAAGGUGUACCGCGGACUCCCGAUGAGUUUGAGAAGUUGGUUCGGACCUCUCCAGAUAGUAGCUUCGUUUGGAUAAACUAUAUGGCAUUUUUGGUAGACCUUGGGGAAGUUGAGAAAGCACGUUCAGUAGCUGAAAGGGCUCUGAGAACAAUAAACAUUAGAGAGGAGCAGGAGAAACUCAAUGUAUGGGUAGCAUACAUCAACCUUGAAAAUGAAUACGGGUCUCCACGGGAGGACGCUGUCAAGAAGAUAUUCCAAAGGGCCUUGCAGUAUUGUGAUCCGAAAAAGGUGCACUUGGCUCUUCUUGGAAUGUAUGAGAGGACUGAACAGCAUCAACUGGCGGAUGAACUCUUGGGUAGGAUGACCAAGAGAUUCAAAACUUCGUGCAAGAUCUGGUUACGCCGCAUUCGAUUUUCACUGAAGCAAGGCAAGCAUGUUGAAUACAUCGAAUCCAUCAUAAACCGUGCGCUUCUAAGUCUGCCACAGAGGAAGCGUAUAAGGUUUAUGUCACAGACUGCUAUCCUGGAGUUCAAGUACGGGGUGCCUGAGCAAGGGAGAUCCAGAUUUGAGCUGAUCCUACGGGACUAUCCAAAAAGAACAGAUCUUUGGAGUGUUUACCUAGACCAAGAAAUUCGACUUGGGGACACGGAGGUUAUACGUGCAUUAUUUGAUAGGGCGACAUGCCUUAGUCUUCCUCGAGCAAAUAUGCAGUCCUUGUUCAAGAAAUUCCAUGGAUAUGAGAAGUGUCGGGGCAAUGAAGAAAUAAUCGAGCAUGUGAUGCGGAAGGCAACGGAGUGCGCCAAGAGCUUUGCUGCGAAAACCGCACUAGACUUGCGGGGCAUGUGCUAGGGUAGUUGUUUAUGCGAGCCCGGGUGGGGAUCUGCAGCCGGGGUUCACAUAAUGCAACAGUUCCAUAUUUUUGUGCAUGGUAGACAACACCAGUUAUGGCUGGUAUAUGUAGUCUGCAUGUGUCCGCCAUAUACUUUUUUGACGACGAAUCCAGGAGGUUAUUAAUCGAAAAUACAGAUUAUUAGUUUUUA